Molecule: messenger RNA, 693 nt
Organism: Saccharomyces kudriavzevii IFO 1802
Lineage: Eukaryota; Fungi; Ascomycota; Saccharomycetes; Saccharomycetales; Saccharomycetaceae
Gene: CIA2
Product: iron-sulfur cluster assembly protein CIA2
Exons: 1
Coding region: 1-693 (230 amino acids)
Biological process (GO): iron-sulfur cluster assembly
Source: RefSeq, a predicted model, not a curated record
AUGUCUGAAUUUCUGAACGAGAAUCCUGACAUACUGGAGGAGAACCAACUUCCCACCAGAAAAGAAGAUAGUGCCAAGGACCUCUUGCUAGGAGGUUUCAGCAAUGAGACUACGGUCAAGAGGAGGAGGCUUUUGUUAAAGAUAGAUCAUUCAUUAAAGUCCCAAGUGUUACAGGAUAUAGAGUUAUUGGAUAAGCUUCUUUCUAUUCGAACUCCACCAGAAUUAACUUCCGAUGAAGAUAGUUUGCCAGAAGAAAGUGAAGCAGAAUCCGUAACAAGCCAAAAAAAUGAAGAAGAGUCUGAACUUAUUGAUGCUCAAGAAAUAUACGAUUUGAUUGCGCAUAUUUCAGACCCUGAACACCCGCUGAGUCUUGGGCAACUCUCUGUUGUAAAUCUGGAAGACAUUGACGUUCAUGAUUCAGGUAACCAGGAUGAAAUGGCCGAAGUUGUGAUCAGAAUAACACCAACAAUAACACAUUGCUCUCUAGCAACCUUGAUUGGUCUGGGGAUACGAGUUAGGCUGGAAAGAUCUCUUCCUCCAAGAUUUAGAAUAACAAUUUUGCUGAAGAAGGGUACUCAUGACAGUGAGAAUCAGGUAAACAAGCAGUUAAAUGAUAAAGAGCGUGUGGCAGCUGCAUGCGAGAAUGAUCAGUUGCUAGGCGUGGUCUCUAAGAUGUUGGUAACUUGCAAGUAA